AGAUCCCACACAAGCUACGCCGUUCGCUUUCGUCACAACGAACUCUCCUCUUCCCCACCUCUCUCUCUCUCUCUCUCUCUCUCUCCGAGCUUCGAAAGCAGAAUCGUGAUCGAACUUACGGAUUCAAUCCUGUGGAUGCUCGAUCGAUCGAGCUCGGUCAACCAAGCAUGGGCUGCACGCAAUCGAAGAUCGAGAACGAGGAGGCCGUCAAUCGCUGCAAGGAGCGCAAGCAGUUCGUCAAGGAAGCCGUCUCGGCUCGCAACGCCUUCGCGGCGGCUCACUCGGCCUACGCCGUCGCCCUCAAGAACACCGGCGCCGCCCUCAGCGACUACGCCCACGGCGAGGUCCAGGACCCCCAGUACUACCCCGGCCAGGAGAACCCCGCCGCGUCGGCGCACGUCCCGAUCGAGAACCUCCCUCCGCCUCCUCCGCUGCCGGAUUUCCCGGCCUCACCGCUCCAGCGCGCCGCGACCAUGCCUCAGAUCAAGAUCGCCAAGGCCGAGUCCAGGCCGAUGGGGCCCACGAUCGUGGAGGAGGAAGAGAAUGAAUUGGAGAACGACGAGAGCAGUAAUUUGAGGCAGAGGAGCAGAAGAGGAGCUAGAGAUAGAAGAAGUGGUGGCAGUGGCAGUGGCGGUGGCGGUAGAAGUGGGAGUCGCAAGGAGGCGGUGGCGGAGAACGACGUUCCACUGCCGAGAGCUGUGUCGCCACCGCGCGCUCCUCCGCAUGAGUAUUAUGAUUUCUUCUUCUCUCCGGUGGAGAACGUUUCGGGGCCGACGUUUGGCGAUGUGGCCGCUGAGGAGGUGAGAGCUGACAAAAAGCAUGUUGAGAGUGAAGUGUUUGGUGACAAACCUAAGAGAAUGAAAGAUGAUGGUGAAGUUACUGCUCCGGUGGUGCCGGAGAAGGCAGUGGAAACACCAACCCCACCUGCAGUGGAGGCGGCACUGGCAGCGAACAGUGUGAAGAAAGGGAAAGGGGGGAUGGCGAAUAUAAGUUUGGCACAGAUAUUUUUGGAGCUGGAUGACCAAUUUCUAAAGGCUUCCGAGAGUGCCCAUGAGGUUUCGAAGAUGUUGGAGGCGAAUAGGUUGCAUUAUCACUCAAAUUUUGCGGAUAAUCGCGGUCAUAUGAAUCAUUCCGACAGAGUGAUGCGCGUUAUCACGUGGAAUCGGUCUUUCCGAGGAUUACCAAAUGCUGAUGAUGUGAAGGAUGACUUUGACUCCGAAGAACAUGAAACUCAUGCCACGGUGUUGGACAAAUUGCUAGCAUGGGAGAAGAAGCUAUAUGAUGAAGUGAAGGCGGGUGAGCUUUUGAAGUAUGCGUAUCAAAAGAAGAUUGCUGCACUCAACAAGCAAAAGGAUCGAGGGACCCAUUCUGAGUCUCUAGAAAAAACAAAAGCAGCAGUGAGUCAUCUUCACACAAGAUAUAUUGUUGAUAUGCAAUCCAUGGAUUCAACUGUUUCGGAGAUAAAGCGUCUACGAGACGAACAGUUGUACCCAAAGCUAGUUCAACUUGUCGAUGGGAUGGCAAAAAUGUGGGACGCCAUGAGAAUGUACCAUGAGAGUCAGUUCAAGAUCGUGAAGAAUUUGGCAUAUGUUGAAGUUGACCAAGCCACCAAAGAGACGAGUGAACACCAUCAUGAGCGUACCGUCCAGCUGUUCAAAGUUGUGGAAGACUGGCAUGUGCAGUUCGUGAGUCUUAUGGAGAAUCAGAAAAAAUACAUUAAGGCACUCAAGAACUGGUUAAAGUUGAAUGUCAUUCCCAUAGAAAGCAGCUUUAGGGAGAAAGUUUCUUCCCCUCCUCGGAACGAAAAUCCUCCCAUCCAGAAACUUGUUCAUGCUUGGGAUGAAAAUCUGGAUAAACUUCCUGACGAGCUUGCAAGAAGUGCCAUACAUAAUUUCCGUGCUGUCUUAGAGGCCAUUGUGCAUCAUCAAGUUGAUGAGAUGAAAUUGAAAGAGAAAUGUGAGGAAACCAAGAGGGAGCUUAAUCGCAAAACCCGCUCAUUGGAAGAAUGGCGUCAAAAAAGUAUGCAGCACAGGACCCCACCAGAUGAGAUGGAUCCAGAUAGGGCACUGGAUGAUCGGCACAUAAAUGUCAUUGCCGAGAAAGAAGUGACAGUGGAGGUGCUAAAAAAGAGGUUGGAAGAGGAAGAGGAUGCUUAUCGGAGGCAGUGCCGUCAGGUGAGGGAAAAGACAUUGGUAAGUUUCAAGAAUCGUCUCCCGGAGCUCUUUGGAGCCUUGUCACGUUUUGCCGUUUCUUCCUCGGGUUUGUAUGGUCACUUGAGGUCAUUAUCGCAGCCACAAGAUGUAAAAUCUCAGUGAAUAGCCAAAGUUUUCCAUGUGGGUCUGGCGGUAAGUUAUGUAUAGUUUGACAUACAUAUAUGAUAGGUUUGUUCAUAAUGAUUUCUGUUGUUUUAUCACGGGACAAAUACAAUAACAUGUGUGCCAUAAUUUGUGAGCAUCAAUCAAUGUUACAGAUUUCGGUUGA
Rhodamnia argentea is the source of this 2481-nucleotide messenger RNA. Its product is annotated as protein ALTERED PHOSPHATE STARVATION RESPONSE 1. The record is from RefSeq and is a predicted model, not a curated record. The transcript is spliced from 4 exons. The coding region runs from base 168 to 2315 and encodes 715 amino acids. NCBI's taxonomy places the organism in Eukaryota, Viridiplantae, Streptophyta, Magnoliopsida, Myrtales, Myrtaceae.